Molecule: messenger RNA, 1021 nt
Organism: Mucor mucedo
Lineage: Eukaryota; Fungi; Mucoromycota; Mucoromycetes; Mucorales; Mucoraceae
Exons: 3
Coding region: 437-985 (182 amino acids)
Molecular function (GO): ornithine decarboxylase inhibitor activity
Source: RefSeq, a predicted model, not a curated record
CCUCUUCUAUUUUAUUCAUUUAAACAUAUCGAAAAUUCCUAUAUUUUCAAUAUCCUUUAAAGAAAGAAAUCGACAAGAAAACUUAUAAAGAAUAACCAAUAAUAAAAAGCUUUUUUGUUACAAAAACUUUUUACGUAUUUUUUAAUCUCUUCUUAAACCCUUGACCCUCCCCCUUUUCAUAUUUCUGUUUGUUUAAGGCGUUUUAACAAAGUAAGUUUACCUUUAACAAGAAAAAGAAAGAAAUACUAAAAACCUUUCUUUUUCUAAUAGCGAAACGCCUACAAGGAAAUAGAGUAACAGCACUGGACAAGCACACAGUAAUCCUUCUUUACGCUUCAAGCACCAUCUUUUCCAAGGCCACCAAAGAAAAGAAUAUAAUACCUUCGAGUAGUAUCAAUAAUAGUAAUAAUAGUAGCAGUUUCAGUAUAUUAAGUCCAUGAUUAUCGCAAACCCCGCCAAAAAGGAAAUAUCAAUUCCUCUACAACCCAUGACUUCUGCAGUCUCUUCCAACUUAUAUCCUGUAGAGGAAACUGCAGCCGUAGAUAUUGUCACAGUGAAUAGCCGCAAUAAAGGCACAAAUGAUUUCAUUGUGCAAGUGUUUGGUCAAACAAGCUUACUUGAUGUUCAAGUGAAAGAGAUUCUAUCAAUCUCUACAUCCCACUCUGUUGACAAGUCAUUAAGGAAUCUUUCUUGUGAAGCAUUUAUACACAAUGACACAGUUUUUAUUUCUUCUCCCUUUGUGGGAGCUAAUGCCGUCUUAUUAAACUGGGCUGACGGUGAAUUUCAAUCUUGUAUCACUCACUUGAUUGAACUCGCGGAAGAAAAAACUGGUUGCAGUGCUCUCAUUAUAUCUAUUGACAGACGUAAUUACAAGGACUCUAUCAGUACUAUUCUUCGUGCAUUCAUGUACCUUGGCUUCGAAAUGGUCGACCCCUCAAUUUAUGGUCAAGAACCUGGUUAUGUUUUUGUUGGUUACGAGCUCUAAUCUAAAAUUAAUAAACUUUGCUUUUGUCUUACAUUA